Molecule: messenger RNA, 2805 nt
Organism: Ricinus communis (castor bean)
Lineage: Eukaryota; Viridiplantae; Streptophyta; Magnoliopsida; Malpighiales; Euphorbiaceae
Product: ARM REPEAT PROTEIN INTERACTING WITH ABF2
Exons: 19
Coding region: 77-2236 (719 amino acids)
Molecular function (GO): protein binding
Source: RefSeq, a predicted model, not a curated record
UUUUUUUUUCGUCAUCAUUUUUAAUUAUCCUCACCUCCAUUUCACACAGCCCCUGCGGUGUGCGUUUCUCUGUUUGAUGGAGCCACAGAGAAGCCAAAGUAAAGAUCAAGGUCGUCCUGAAAGGAAAGGCCAAAAGAGAAAGCUGGAGGAAGAGAUCGAAGACGAGCAGCAAGAGAUCUCUGCGUCUGCUACGGCGGCGGCUGCGGCAGCGGUUCCUUUCGGGGACGCACGGCAAGCGCUUUUAUAUGAGGUAGCUUCUCAGGUUAAUAUCCUGAACUCUACUUUCUCUUGGAACGAAGCCGAUCGUGCUGCUGCUAAACGCGCCAUUCAUGUCCUCGCUGAGUUCGCUAAAAACGAGGAAUUAGUGAACGUAAUUGUUGAAGGAGGUGCAGUUCCGGCUCUUGUUAAGCAUCUUCAAGCGCCACCAUCAUCAUCGAGCGAAGUUGAUCGUAGUACGAAACCAUUUGAGCAUGAGGUUGAGAAAGGAAGUGCCUUCGCGCUUGGAUUACUUGCUGUUAAGCCAGAGCAUCAGCAGCUUAUAGUUGACAUAGGGGCUUUAUCACAUCUUGUGGAACUGUUGAAAAGGCACAAGGAUGGUUCUGUUUCUCGAGCAGUGAAUAGUGUAAUUAGACGGGCAGCUGAUGCUAUCACCAAUCUAGCUCAUGAGAAUAGCAGCAUUAAGACUCGUGUUAGGGUGGAAGGUGGGAUUCCUCCUCUGGUUGAGUUGCUUGAAUUUGUUGACACAAAGGUGCAAAGAGCAGCUGCUGGGGCACUACGAACCCUGGCCUUUAAGAAUGAUGAGAAUAAAAAACAGAUUGUUGAAUGUAAUGCUCUUCCUACCCUCAUUCUAAUGCUACGGUCAGAGGAUGCUGCUAUACACUAUGAAGCAGUUGGUGUUAUUGGAAAUCUGGUCCAUUCAUCCCCAAACAUAAAAAAAGAAGUCCUUGCUGCUGGAGCUCUGCAACCUGUUAUUGGCUUACUUAGCUCCUGCUGCUCUGAGAGCCAAAGAGAGGCUGCUCUGUUACUUGGACAGUUCGCUGCUACUGAUUCUGAUUGCAAGGUUCAUAUUGUACAAAGGGGUGCUGUUCAACCUUUGAUAGAGAUGCUUCAGUCUCCUGAUGUACAACUGAGAGAAAUGUCUGCAUUUGCACUUGGGAGGUUGGCACAGGACUUGCACAACCAAGCGGGUAUAGCUCACAAUGGUGGUUUAGUGCCAUUGCUGAAGCUUCUGGAUUCAAAAAAUGGAUCUCUUCAACAUAAUGCAGCAUUUGCUCUAUACGGUCUUGCAGAUAAUGAGGAUAAUGUGUCCGAUUUUAUUAGGGUGGGAGGUGUACAGAAGUUGCAGGAUGGAGAAUUUAUUGUUCAAGCAACAAAGGAUUGUGUAGCCAAGACUUUAAAAAGAUUAGAGGAAAAGAUUCAUGGACGAGUCUUACAUCAUUUACUAUAUCUGAUGCGUGUAACCGAGAAGGCUGUCCAGCGACGCGUUGCUUUAGCUCUUGCACAUCUCUGUUCCCCAGAUGAUCAGAGGACCAUUUUCAUUGAUAACAAUGGAUUGGAGUUACUUCUUGGCCUUCUUGGCUCUACAAGCCCGAAGCAACAAUUAGAUGGAGCAGUGGCUCUGUAUAAGUUGGCAAAUAAAGCAGCGACUCUUUCUCCUGUUGAUGCAGCUCCUCCUUCUCCAACACCACAAGUAUAUUUGGGAGAGCAGUUUGUAAACAAUGCUACAUUGUCUGACGUUACCUUUCUAGUUGAAGGUAGACGUUUCUAUGCCCAUAGAAUUUGCUUACUUGCUUCUUCAGAUGCAUUUCGUGCAAUGUUCGAUGGAGGUUACCGGGAGAAGGACGCAAGGGACAUUGAAAUUCCAAAUAUUAGAUGGGAGGUUUUUGAGUUAAUGAUGAGAUUCAUAUACACUGGAUCAGUAGAUGUAUCAUUAGAUAUUGCCCAAGAUCUCCUAAGGGCUGCAGAUCAGUAUCUCUUGGAGGGGCUUAAGCGACUUUGUGAGUAUACUAUAGCACAGGAUAUAUCUUUGGAGAAUGUUGCAAGCAUGUAUGAACUUUCUGAAGCUUUCCAUGCCAUUUCAUUGAGGCACACAUGCAUUUUAUUUAUCUUGGAACAAUUCGAUAAAUUGAACGCUAAGCCCAGGCACUCCAACUUGAUUCAGCGAAUUAUACCUGAGAUUCGGAAUUACUUUGCCAAAGCACUUACCAAACCUAACCCACAUAACUCGCGGCUGUAGAUGGCUGGUAUUUGAUUCUUGAUGUCUAACUGGAAAAUGUUGUACAGAAAGUUGUAGAUCUUCACAUUGUUGUCUAGCCAUUUGAGCAUCCUAAUGGCCGUAAUCACCAAUCACCCCUGAUGCAAGAGUGUUGUCACAUUUGCACGCAUUGUAGCAUCAGUUCCAUUUUCAUGGAUAUUGAUGGAGUUAUGUAAGGUGGUCAUGUAUCUUGUAUGCACCCCUUUGAUGAGUCUGCUUGCAUCGAGUGUAAGCAAGAUUUCUUCUGGAAAUACCAGGAAAAUUUGGGGCAGAAGUUCAGGUCUGUAAUCUAAUCUUUGUCUCCAGGACUCGGUUGCUAAAGGUGUUUGAGCACGAGAAGCUUUUAUGUAAAGAGACUAGGAAAUUAAAAGAAAAUUGUUACAUUUUGAAUUUUUUUUUCUUUUCCAAAUUGUAAUUUAGUUGCAGAGGUUUAUAUAUUGUUUUACUGGUGCGUGAUCCCACCCAAUCUUUGAACAGAACUGUGCAAGGAACUGAACUUUAUUCAUGUUCUAAUAUUAUUGGAUUGAAAAUUGACGCUGUUUUGACACGAA